CUAUUCGCCGCAUCUCGUUCGAUCGCCGUUGUCGGCGCACAGUGAUUCACCUCAGAGUCAGACCGAGUCCACGUGCGGAAUCUGUGAUGAUGUAGCAACUUGCCAGAGGUGCGAAGUCGCGACUUGGAGCGUCGCAUACGGCGCGAAAUCGCCAAUUCCAACGAGCGUCGACGCAUGCAGAGUAUCAAUUCUGGCUUCCGUGCACUCAAGAUGCUCCUGCCGCAAGCUGACGGCGAGAAGAUGAGCAAGGCUGCCAUACUGCAGCACGCUGCUGAACACAUCUACGCCCUACAACAGGAAAAGGCACGGACGGCGCACCAAACGGCGCAUCUCACGUGGCUACUGGCGUCGAUGCAAGAGAGCACGGCCGCUCUACAGCAGCAGCAACAACAACGCCAGCUGUCGGACCAGCGCGUCAGCCCGCCGACCGACCAUCCGACCGCAUCGCUCGCUGUCUCGCUCGCCGAGACGCAUCAGGAGCUGGCGCACUUACGCAUCGAACUCGAGCGAGAGAGACGAGUGCGUGCGAACGUCGAAAAACGCCUCUCGAGCCUCACUUCCUCGUUUCAGUCGGCGCCGCCUGACUCGAACAGCUCACCAGCUGAGAAGGACACGCCUAUGGGCGACGACUCGGACACCCCACGUGGUACGCUGGACACGAUAGUUCGCGCCAUACGUCACCUGGAGGGCGACCGGGUGUUCACGCCUGUUCCCGACGAGGAGUCGAGUUGAUCGGAGGCGCGUUGUAGUUAGUGUGUGUGUAUAUAGAGGUGCGACGUAGUCGCACGCGUGCGGAGAUAGAGUACUGAAUGGCGCGCGUAUAUUCAUCAAAACCGGGAAUAUGCUAAUUGAAUUGUUGUAAUACAAACGUGCCGCUGUAAUUUUAUUAUCGAGAGUGACGGCAUAUAACGCACGUAGCGUGACGUGAUUUGGUCGGAAAAAUAUUUUUUCUGAAGUAA
This is a messenger RNA of Corticium candelabrum, 959 nucleotides long. RefSeq names its product transcription factor AP-4-like. The transcript is spliced from 3 exons. Gene Ontology annotation, cellular component: nucleus. NCBI's taxonomy places the organism in Eukaryota, Metazoa, Porifera, Homoscleromorpha, Homosclerophorida, Plakinidae. The coding region runs from base 175 to 732 and encodes 185 amino acids. Gene Ontology annotation, biological process: regulation of transcription by RNA polymerase II. The record is from RefSeq and is a predicted model, not a curated record. Gene Ontology annotation, molecular function: RNA polymerase II cis-regulatory region sequence-specific DNA binding; protein dimerization activity; DNA-binding transcription factor activity, RNA polymerase II-specific.